Myxocyprinus asiaticus (Chinese sucker) is the source of this 2116-nucleotide messenger RNA. RefSeq names its product alpha-tocopherol transfer protein-like. Bases 92 to 955 code for a protein of 287 amino acids. Gene Ontology annotation, cellular component: membrane. Lineage: Eukaryota; Metazoa; Chordata; Actinopteri; Cypriniformes; Catostomidae. The record is from RefSeq and is a predicted model, not a curated record. Gene Ontology annotation, molecular function: phosphatidylinositol bisphosphate binding. The transcript has 5 exons.
UUCAUGGGACCGGGAUGUGAGGGGCUCAUUCCCUGCCCCUCUUACGUAAGCCUGCAGCUCUGAACAUGCAACUCGAUCGGGUCCCGCAGAUAUGAAGUGUGAAGAAGCUGAAAACAUUGACGAAUUAAAUAAUAUGCCUGUAGAUUCUAUUCGGAUCGAACCCUAUUUGUUGAAGCUGAAACAAAAAGCAGAGGCAGAAAAAAGCAUUCGAUUCUUGGAUUCGUCGAAAACUUUUUUGAUAAGGUUUUUGCGAGCCAGAGACUUUGAUGUUGAAUUGGCGCUCAAGCUGUUGAUUAACUAUCAUAAAUGGAGACAAGAAUGUCCAGAAAUAACUGCUGAUCUGCGUCCAUCAUCCAUCAGAGGACUGCUCCAAAACAAUUACCAUGGAGUUUUGACAUCACGAGAUGAUACUGGAAGUCAAGUUUUAAUCUAUCGGAUUGGUCAGUGGAACCCCAAAGAAUUCACUGCUUAUGAGGUUUUUCGUGUGAGCCUCAUUACAUCAGAGCUUAUUGUUCAAGAAUGGGAAACUCAAAGAAAUGGACUCAAAGUCAUUUUUGAUCUUCAAGACUGGUGCUUUGCUCAUGCUCUGCAGAUAAAUCCUUCUUUGGCAAAAAAGUUAUCAUCUGUACUUACGGACUCCUUUCCUUUGAAAGUACGCGGCAUACAUUUGAUAAAUGAGCCCAUUUUUUUCUGUCCCGUCUUUGCCAUGAUCCGUCCAUUUCUACAAGACAAAAUCAAACAAAGGGUUCAUAUGCAUGGAAGUUCAUAUGUCCAGAGUCUCUGUGAUUAUUUUCCAAAGGCUAUCCUCCCACCUCAGUAUGGAGGCACAGGACCCAGCAUAGAUGAAGUGUGCCAAGAGUGGACCGAAUACAUCAUGCAAUCUGAAGACCUUCUCCAUAAGCUCUCUAUAGACUUAGGCGGAGGAAAUCCAUCUCAGUCAUCCGUCCAUGAAUGAAUACAAUGAAGGUACAAGAUGCCAUGUGCUCUUUGUUAGAGGUGAUAUUACAACUGCCGCCGUGAAAGUUUACAUUCUUUCUCUUUAAUUUCUGUGAAAAUCAGAAUAAUGUUACAGAGACUACACACUCCACCAGGCGUACUAUUACUGAAUUUUUCUUAUAUUGCACAGGAUUGAAUGGUGCAGCUUUUCAAAUUGUCUUCUCAUACUCCAGACUGGAAAGAUCAUUUGCACUGUCAAAAGUGACAUUCCCACAGUUACCUAUUUUAAUGGAGUCAUAUUUUUGGAUAAUGAGAUUUUAAUUAAUUCUUUAUAACACAGAUAGUCAGUUGACAUUUCAAGUACUUGAUAAACCUCUGAUGAUACAAUAAUGUAUGUGAUAUCUGUCUGCACAGGAAGUCAAUGACUAGAAUGCUGUCCAAGACUGAAACAUAAAAGUGCCUUCCUUUUACUUUUGUUUUAACAAUGGACAAUUAUGCUGCAACUGUUUAAAGCGAUCAUAUUCUCUGAAAUGAAGGAACUAUAACUGGACCUUUUUUAAUAUAUUUGAAUUAGAAAGCCUCUGUUAGAUUAAAUGUAAAUGUAAAUUGAAGCCUUUUGCAUUUACAAAAACAACUUAAAACAUGUCCUUAUUGUGUGUACAGCAAGUGGGAGAGUACAGUGGCACUUUGGUCUAGUGCCUUUUGUUCAGACUCUUAAACAAAUAAGACUAAUGACCUUACUAUAGCGCUUCAUGUUGACCAUUUCUUUGUAUGUUAACAUUUUGAAACCCUGUACAUAUUUGUUUUUACAGUUUAUUUUCUAACACAUGAUGUGUUUGAAAAUCACUCUUUUACAUUAGUAGUUCAUUAUUUAAUUGUCCUAAUUUGUUAACCUCUAAUCUCAUUGUUUACUUUAAGAGGCACUUUUUUAUUUAAAUAUAAAUUAUAAUGUGAUAAUAAAAACUGUUGAACCAAACCUAUAAAAUCAUAAGAAGGAGGUGUCCACAUACUUUUGGCCAUAUAGUCUAUAUUCAAAAAUCAUCCAGCUAUAGCAGAAUCUUAUUUUUUAUAGCUUAGUGGUUAAGGACAUAAAAUGAACUGAAUGUUCAGCCCCUAUGGGGCAACCCAGGAACUAAGGAGAUACGAAGAUAACAAUCCUCCCUAUCACCAUGUUGUCAUU